AUGCCAGGCACUUUCACUCACGAGUUCGCCACAGAGCUCUACAAUGGCACCGUGACAGUGAACACCGGCUUAUUCAUCAACGGACAGUUUGUUGAUUCCGUCGACCGCGAGAGUAUCGACGUCAUCAGUCCCGUGGACGGCAGUGUGAUCACAAAGGUUUCCAUUGGGAACGCGAGAGACAUCGACAUUGCCGUCAAGGCUGCCAGGGCCGCCUUCAAGAGCUCCUGGGGCCUCAAGGUGCCGGGUUCCGAGCGUGGCAAGCUCCUGUACAAGCUUGCCGACCUUCUUGAGAAGAAUGCAGAUGCAGUUGCAGCCAUCGAGGCUCUCGAUGCUGGCAAGCCUUUCGUUUACGCAAAGGGCCAGGACGUUCAGGACGCCAUUGACAAUCUACGCUACUUCGCUGGCUGGGCAGACAAGAACCACGGUCAGACCAUCGAGACAGCUGAAGCUAAGUUCGCCUACACCCGACAUGAGCCCAUUGGUACUGUGGCAGGGAUCGUUCCAUGGAACUUCCCAUUGUAUAUCACUAUCUGGAAAAUUGCUCCUGCGCUUGCGACUGGCAACACCAUCGUCCUCAAGCCAUCCGAGAUGACACCGCUCUCUGCACUCAAGCUCGCCGAGCUCGCCAAGGAGGCUGGCUUCCCUGACGGCGUCCUCAACGUGGUGACCGGCUACGGCGCGGUUGCAGGUCAGGCGCUCACAGAGCACCCGCUAGUCGGGAAGGUGUCGUUCACCGGCAGCACAACCAUCGGCCGCAAGGUCAUGGAGACUGCGGCGAAGACGAAUCUGAAGCGUGUGACGCUCGAACUUGGGGGCAACAGCCCGACGCUCAUCUUCGACGACGCAAAUCUCGAGCAGACCGUCAAGUGGGUCUGCUGGAUCAUCUUCCAUAACUGUGGCCAGAUGUGCGCUGCCGGCGCACGCAUCCUCGUCCAGGAGGGAAUCUACGACAAGUUCCUCCAGGCUUUCACUGACGCAGCGGAGUCGCUCAAGCAAGGUGAUAGCUUCAAGGCAACGACCCAGCAAGGUCCUCUCGUCUCCAAGACGCAGCUCGACCGCGUGCUCGGCUACAUCGAGUCCGGCAAGCAGGAAGGUGCACGUAUCGUCACUGGCGGCUCGCACAUCGAGGGACCAGGCUACUUCGUGAAGCCGACGAUCUUUGUUGAUGUGAAGCCAGACAUGAAGAUUGUGCGGGAGGAGAUCUUCGGACCUGUUGCCGUCGUGUUUAAAUUCAAGACUGAAGAGGAGGCGAUUGAGGCUGCGAAUGACACUGAUUACGGCUUGUCGAGCUACGUGUUCACUGAGAAUGUUAGCCGCGCGAUUCGAGUCUCGAACGCGAUCGAAGCCGGCAGCUGCUUCAUCAAUGAGGCUAUACUGAUGCGCCCGCAGGUACCAUUUGGCGGCUACAAGCAGUCGGGCUACGGCAAGGAUAUGAGCGAGUAUGCUCUUGAGGCCUACACUCAAGUAAAGGCUGUCCACGUCAACUUGAGCCUCAAACUAUGA
Molecule: messenger RNA, 1503 nt
Organism: Phanerochaete carnosa HHB-10118-sp
Lineage: Eukaryota; Fungi; Basidiomycota; Agaricomycetes; Polyporales; Phanerochaetaceae
Exons: 9
Coding region: 1-1503 (500 amino acids)
Biological process (GO): aldehyde metabolic process
Molecular function (GO): aldehyde dehydrogenase (NAD+) activity
Source: RefSeq, a predicted model, not a curated record